AGACAGGCGCAGUAGUGUUGCGGUGGAUUGAAACAAUGUCAGAGUGGGAGCUCUUUUUCUUUCUUUCUUUUUUUUGUGUCAGAGUGGGAGCUCCUCCUCAUCCACACUCUCCCGGUGACGUUUCCACAUCCAACAGGUCUGUCGGCAGCUGGUAGGCAGCUAGCUGCUAGCUAACCUGCUGAGCUACCUCCUCCGCCUCUGAAGGCAGCUGAGCGGAGAGCCGUGAGUGAACCCCGCACCUCAAUGCAUCUCCCGGGGCCGCGAUGGCAGCGACAGAAACGACGGCGGCAGCUAGCCGCCUCUCUCGCCUCUCCAGGAGGAUGCUGAAGCUGUUCGGUGCGCUGGUGGUUCUCGGGCUGGCCCUGGCGUGCAUCACCUCCUGGGUGCUGGACAGCUAUGACACGGCGUGGCACCCGAAGCGGAGCGUUCAGCACCUGCCUGCCGGGGAUGGAGAUGAACAUGACGGGAGCUCUCCACCUUUUCCCGGCGGCGACGAGAGCAAUAUAUUCUGGUUUAUACAGGUGUCCGACAUUCAUAUCAGCCGAUUUCACGACCCAAGACGCAUUCCAGAUUUUGAAAAGUUCUGCACUGACACAAUUGAAGUGAUCAAGCCAGCUCUAGUGCUCGCAACAGGGGAUCUGACGGAUGCUAAAACGGAGAGUAAGGUGGGUUCUCUCCAGCACGAGGUGGAGUGGCAGGCCUACCACAACAUCCUGAAGAGGUCACGUGUGAUGGAGCGCACGAGGUGGAUAGACAUCCGUGGAAAUCAUGAUGCCUUCAAUAUUAUGUCAUUGGACAGCAUCAACAAUUAUUACCGGAAAUACUCGGCUAAUCAGAAAAUAGGCUCUUUCCACUAUGUUCACAAAACUCCCUUCGGCAACUACUCCUUUGUCUGUGCGGAUGCCACUCUGACUCCGGGACCCAAGAGGCCGUAUAAUUUCUUUGGUAUUCUCAACCAGACUCAAAUAGACUUGCUGGACACGUUCAGAGCUGAGAGUCUGCAAAGCAACCAGUCGAUCUGGUUUGGCCACUACACCACCUCCACCAUUGUCUCUCCGUCUCCAGGGAUUCGGGACGUGAUGAGAUCUGCAGUUGCAUAUCUGUGUGGCCACCUGCACACACUGGGCGGCCUGAUGCCCGUCCUCCACAGUCGGCAUUCCCAAGGCACCCUGGAGCUGGAGCUGGGCGACUGGAUGGACAACCGCAGGUACAGGGUCCUGGCCUUUGACCACGACCUGCUGAGUUUCUCUGACCUGAAGUUUGAACAGUGGCCCGCAGUGAUCAUCACCAACCCCAAGGACGCGCAGUACCUGCACCCCGGAGUGGAGCCGCUGGGUCGGAUACGCAGAUCGUCACACAUCAGGCUCUUGGCCUUCUCGGAGGCCACAAUCGCAGCUGUGCAUGUUAGCGUGGACGGGGAACCUCUGGGGAAAGGCCAGUCUGCUGGAGGUCCUCUCUAUGUUGUGCUGUGGGAUCCGUCUCUCUACCUCACUGGACUGCACACCAUCAGAGUUAAAGUGGAGGACUCGGCAGGCCGGUCGUCAGUGCGGGAGCAGCACUUUACUUUGGAGGGCGACCUGACUCCCAGCUUUGGUUUCGUGCAGUCCUUCGUCCUCCUCACAGACCACUACAUCUUGGCCCGAGCGGCCUUCGUAUUCAUGAUGCUGCUGAAUGUCGGGGUGCUGAUGGCCUUCAGGUUCCUGCCUGCUCCGUCUGGAAGAGGAUUGACCUCUCAAGCAUGUAUGUCGCUCCAUCUGGUCAGCACAGUGGACACCUUCUACUACUCUCUGCUGCUAUUCAACCUGUGCACAGCCUUAGGUCCCUGGUUCGUAGGAGAGCUGAUAGAUGGCCAUAGGGGUGCCUGCUUCGCCUUUGGCGUGCUCGUCGAUGGACACUUCCUGGAAGGCAGUCUCACAUAUGUUAUUGGAGUUGUUCAAAUGCUGUUCUUCAACAUGCCCCUCACCUGCUAUCUCUGCUGGAGCCUCCACCACCGUUGCCGCGGCAGCACCUUCCGAUCCCACUUCCUGCGGCCGGGCUGCCGCUGGCGGACUCUGGCGGUUCACCUCGUCAUGCUCCUGCUGCUCACCUGGCAGGCACACUCGUGCUACUUCCUCCUGGAGACCUACGGCGCCAUGGCCUUUUUCCUGUCUCCGGUCCGCACGUGGGCGUUAGGGCUCAGUCUGCUAUUGGUCUACCGAGCCUGGACAGGCCCCGCCCCUCUCGUUCGCGACAACAACAAGAGCGUCUCUCCUUCUUGACAGUAAUUGCACUGUGCCACCACGAUUUCCCUCGAGCCGGAAUCUCAGAUUUAUUUUGCUGUCUUUCUGUCUCCUCCUUCCAAAAGCCACCCGACAGUACAUCACUCGCUAUCCUGUUUAUAGGUAGUAUUGUUUACUUAAUAUGCAUGUUAUUGUAAAGCACCGGUGAGCACAUUUCUGGCCAUAUUCAUAGCAAUGUGUACAGUGUAAAAAAAAAAAGACAAAUACAUCUUGGAUACAUUGGUGGUAAAAUAGCCUAUUUGAGCCAAUGUGUGCAGCUGUUGACAGUAUAUCCUGCUGUGGUUUAAAGUGGAGUUGUAUGACGUUCUUAUCCAUAUAAGGAUGGCGGUCGACAAGGCCCCAGUUUGGAGAAACGGACAAGAGUACGGACACGUAAGAUACGCGAUGUACCGCUGUGAAUCGUGUUUUAGCCACCUAAAAGAAAUGAAUAUCAAUUUAGAUGUACGCUAUAUUAAGAAUAUUUUCACCGCUUUACCUCCUCAGUGGGCCUUUCUUUCAGGCGGAUAAAACAUGUUUUACAUACCACAUAGAUUUAGCUUCCCUACUGUUACUCCUGUCUGCUUCUCCAAUCUGGGGACAUGCCGACCGCCAUUCACUGUUUGUAAUACUGACUGUGGAUCAGUACCUCAUGCAACCCCAAUUCAAAAACCAAACUAUCCUUUUAAGCUGACUCAUAUACUUUAGAUUUAGCACUUUUUUUUGGAAGUGGCUGCCUCGGCCGAAUGCCACUUCACCACUGCCAAAGGAUGAAUAAUAAAGAUUUCACCUUUUUUAUUUUUAUUCUUCCCUCGAAAGAAUUAUUUUCAUUUGCUAAUGAAGGCUGGAUGUGCCAAACCAUACUCUGUGUGUUUACCUUCUGACACACACACACACCGUGUGGAUAAGAAAGCUUCAUUUUGUUUACUGUAAGCUUUCCUAACUCCACAUGGCCGACAGAGCGCGUUAGUUACAGCAACACAGCCAAUGCAACCCAGGCGAUCAUAUGUUCAAGUUUAUUCUCCACAUAACGGGGAAAUGACAAAAUCUAUUGAAUACUGUAGUUGAGCUGCGUACGAGAAGUCGAGGAUCGAAAGUGUUUUUCAACUAAAUUCCAUUGCACACGACUGCCACUUCAAAACGUUUCGAUAUUCACAUUGAAUAGUCAAAAAACUUCAAUGCCGGUUUCACCAACACACAACAACAGGCCGGCCUGACUCUUCGUGCUCCUUCAAAAUGUGACGACAGAAAGCAGCUGUUUGUUUCUCAGGAACGUGAGCACUUGAACAAUAGGCUGGUCCCAGUAGUAGUUCAGGACAAUGUUUUUAUACUCCUCAGUAGCUCAGUGAACUUAAACCCAUGUUAAACAAUCGAGAUGUGUGGUGGCUUAAAAUAAACAAAAUGAAUGUGUUUAUAGAUGUGAUGAAAUGAGAUACUGUUUUUAUUAUUUAUUAUGAUUGUAUAGAGUGAUUUCCCCCCCCUCCCUCAUUCAUGUUAUAUAUCUGCACUGGAAAUGGGCAUCCCCUGCAUUAACUGAAGUUAAUUUGACAGCUUUGUGUGUUUAAAAAAAAAAAAAGAUGUUUGUCUGUAUUGUUCUGAAUUUCUUUUUUGUAAAAAGGUCUGUGUGAGAGCAGUAAACUGUCUGUUGCACUCCAAUUCAAUCCUUUCUCGCCAGUAACAGCAGGUGCCUGGGAGAACACACUGAUCUAAAUAAAAAAGAAAAAUAGAAGCAAUGUUGCAACAGCUAGAUCCUGUUUUACUUUCGCUCAGUUCUGUGAUGACAUGCAGUCGCUCGACGUGUGCAUUCUUGGAGGCAAUAAUCUGAACACGUUUUCCUUCUCUCCAUAGGUUUUUUUGUACGUGAGCACUACCAAAUGUAUGAUUCCAGCAUAAAGACAGAUAUUAAAAGUUAUUCUCCAAUGAUGCCUCUCACAUGUAAUAUGUAAUCUGUCCACAGGGAGGUGGUGUUGUGUUGCAUUUUACUUCCACCCUCCAAAAAAAUGCAUGGAACUGUUUAAGGAUUUUCUUUGCAGAAAAGAGGCAAUUUUGAUAGCUUAUUAAUGCUCACUGAUUUUGUUCAACUAUGAAUCUGGUUGUUAUUGUUCUGUACUGUGCACUGAUUUGACUGUUCACAACAAAAAACAAGAUAUGGACCCCACUACGUCUCUUGAGAGGGAAUAUAGUGUAAGUGAUGUACUGAUGUUCACUUAUUCGGCUUCCCUUCCUAUGUUCAAACACUAAAGUAUAUGAAUGGAAAGAUUUUACACCUGCCACAUAUUUUUCUCGUGACAACUGAAAUUAGAGCCAACCACAAUGUUAUUUUAUGAAUGGUUUAUAGUGCUGUGGAAUAAAAUGUUCAUUACAGUAAAUCAUA
Messenger RNA from Cottoperca gobio, 4629 nucleotides. It is a transcript of the gene tmem62, whose product is annotated as transmembrane protein 62. The transcript is spliced from 14 exons. NCBI's taxonomy places the organism in Eukaryota, Metazoa, Chordata, Actinopteri, Perciformes, Bovichtidae. Bases 264 to 2258 code for a protein of 664 amino acids. Gene Ontology annotation, molecular function: hydrolase activity. The record is from RefSeq and is a predicted model, not a curated record.